GUUAUUACAGAUUUGUUUGUUUCGCGCCAUCUCAAGUAAAACAAGGAGCCACGAGAGAGAAGUCGGCCUACAACAGAAAGAGAAAGGAAAGAAAAUGUGGAAUCAGGGAGGUUAUCAAGACCAAGGACAGGGAGGUUUUUCUUCUCCUGGAGGAUUUGGGACACCACAAGGCACACAGGGAGACCGGAAGAGUCGCAACCGGGCACAGAACAUACUGCCAUGCACAACAGCUGAGAUUUUGAGUGCAAACCAGAACGAUGACAAAUUCUACUCGGGAGAGAUAGAGUUAUCACAGAUCACCAUUGUAGGGCUAAUCAUUGCUGUAAAGGAGUCACCAACAAGAAUAGAUUAUGAGGUGGAUGACAUGACAGGACCGCCUCUUGAAGUUAAACAGUUUGUUGAUAAUGAUGAAAGUGUCCCUGAGACGGAGAGGAUAGCAGCAUUGAGAGAAAACACGUAUGUUAGAGUGUAUGGAACAGUCAGAUCAUUUGGAGGAAAGAGAAAUGUUACAGCUUUUAAAAUGGUACCAGUUAUGGACAUGAAUGAAGUGACCUAUCACAUGCUAGAGGUCACCCACAGCCAUCUGGCAUUAUCGAAACAGAGUAUGUCUUCAGGAGCCCCCAUGAACAAAACGGCAGCAGACGACAUCUAUAGCAAUCAGGAUAGUGGCAUGGUUAGUGGUUUGAACCAGGUCCAAAACCAGGUCCACUCCAUCAUUCAGAGCAAUAUGUCAGACGAAGGUGCCAGUAUUGAAAAUGUUUGUAAGCAGUUGGGAGGUGUUCCUGAAAGAUCUGUUAGGGAGGCAGUAGAAUUUUUGAGCAGUGAAGGUCACAUUUACUCCACAAUAGACGAAGACCAUUACAAGGCAACUGACAGUUGAAAUCUGAAGAGAAAUUGUUGUGUUACAGAAACUAGAACUGAACCAGCAUUCAGCUUUCCUGUUUACAGAAUGUAUCGUUAAUCUGAAACAUGGUUUUAAUGCAUUAAGUACUAGAGUGGUAAAAUGUACAUUGUGGGAAGGUAAUUAUGUUGUAUAGUAGAAACUUGGUACAGUCAGUAUAACUGUUAUUAUACACACAUGUAAAGAAGCCAGGGCUCUCUAGUAUCGACUCUGGGAGUUAAUUGUUAUCUCUCUGAUUGUUCAUGUUUUCUUGGACAUGAAACAAAAACUUAUUUUUUUGGAAUCUGUGGUUUACUUUUUGAUAUGAUGGAGGAGCAAUAAUUAAAGUUCUAGAUAACAACACAUUCAUUGCAACACACUGAUACACUGUCUAUCAUUAUGAAAAAACGAACUAGACAAACCAGUUAACCCUAUAUUAAGGGCAGAUGAUACAAACAAAUUUUUUCUUUCGAAGAGACUAUAUGAUGUCAUUCUUUUAUAAUAGUGGAUAAUUCCUUGAAUUCUUUUCCCCUUUGACUUGGAGAGUGAAAUAUUUUCCAUAUUUCAAAAAAAAGUACAAAACAAUAGUUAUCAUGGUAAAUUAGUUUAUUCUUCAUCUGUUUAACUUUUUUAUACCUCAAAAAAUGGUUGUCAGGAAGAACAGAGUGUACUGAUAUUAGAUUUACAACAUAACAUGUAAAAUAUUAAUGCAUUACAAAUUUUACACUUGGAAAAUAUCAAUUGCUGCUUCAAUAAAAUUACAUAUAUGGACAUUGCACCCUCAGUAAAGGUUUACAAAUUAAAAUAAACUUCAUAAUAUGUUGACUUAAUGUUUGAAGUGUAAUAUAAACUUAAAAAUCAUAUACCAUACAGGGUGAAUUUUCUGAGUAGAAGCAAAAUUGUAAAUAUCACAUUGGCUGAUUUUCUCAAGACAAAGAAGAGUUAUCUCCCAUAAUAUAAGAGUAAAAUUUUACAACUUCUGAAAAUAAUUUACAAUGGCAUUUAUGAUUUUACUGUUUGUUUUUUGGUUUUUUUUUGUCACUCUUGGUUUUCCUUUGCUAUUCAUCUCUGAAAAAAAUAAAUAAAUGCCUAAUUCAGGAUCUCUUUGAUGUGCCAUUUUACAUUAAUUUCUGCAUUAUGUCACGUUUCCCAGUAGAAACAGGAGAAAGAUAACUGCAUGCUUCCUGCUGACAUCUUAUAUAUAGCAAUGUCUAUCCAAGUCCAUACCGUUUUUCGUCCUCACAAUGUCUUAUGCGUUGUUUAAUCUAGUGGUCUACCACACGCAGCACAACCUUUUUCCAAAUCGACCACUAGAAUUCCAAGUUCCACAACUCGUCUCCAACAAAUCAUCUUCUCAUUCUCUUCUUUCGAUUCCUCACUCUCUGAUGCAUCAGAUGGAUACGUUUCUUCAUUUCCUAGGCAUUCUUGUGAAUUAUCACCAGACGAACAAUUUUUUCUUGAUUCAUCCAACUUCUCCUCGAUCACCACGUUGUUAUUGGCAUCAACAUUCACUAUCUUACGUCCAAGGGAUAAUGCAUAACCUUUCUUAGCAUUCUGUAGCCUUUGAUGACGAUUUUUACUAAUAAUUUUUCCUGAUUUUUUCCUGAAUGAUUCUGGCAUCACAAUUGUUUACAGUGUUUACUGACCCUCUUUCCUGCUCUUAAAACACAGAAGAGUUCCAAACAACUAUAAAUGAGAAAACCAAAACCAACCAAAGUAUUUUUUUACCAUGGGAACUCUUCAGUGCUAAAGGUAGAAAAAUUUGUUUAUAUCAUCUGGCCUUAAGUUCAAACAGUGUAUUUACAUUAUUUUUUGUUUUCAAUAACAGUAGUGUCAUAUCAAUAUUUUCUAUUUUCAUUUACACAGAUGUUUGUAUGAAGCACUUGAGACCCACAAAUCUUCAUCACAAUUUUAAUUUGUAAUGAAAACUUUUUUUGAAAAAGUAAAGAUCAAAGCAAA
Ostrea edulis (European flat oyster) is the source of this 2839-nucleotide messenger RNA. Its product is annotated as replication protein A 32 kDa subunit-A-like. Lineage: Eukaryota; Metazoa; Mollusca; Bivalvia; Ostreida; Ostreidae. Gene Ontology annotation, biological process: DNA replication; double-strand break repair via homologous recombination; nucleotide-excision repair. Gene Ontology annotation, cellular component: DNA replication factor A complex; site of double-strand break; nucleus. The record is from RefSeq and is a predicted model, not a curated record. The transcript has 8 exons. Bases 95 to 880 code for a protein of 261 amino acids. Gene Ontology annotation, molecular function: DNA binding.